Messenger RNA from Prunus persica (peach), 913 nucleotides. RefSeq names its product LOB domain-containing protein 12. The record is from RefSeq and is a predicted model, not a curated record. The transcript is spliced from 2 exons. The coding region runs from base 84 to 614 and encodes 176 amino acids. NCBI's taxonomy places the organism in Eukaryota, Viridiplantae, Streptophyta, Magnoliopsida, Rosales, Rosaceae.
GUUUUCUCUACGAGUAGUACUUCUAGCUUUGCUUAAUUACGUACAACUUCAGAGGGAAAAACUUUCUUUUUUGAGUGAAAUUAAUGGGGGGAACUUCUCCAUGUGCUUCUUGCAAGUUGUUGAGGCGCCGCUGCGCCAAGGACUGCAUCUUUGCCCCUUACUUCCCUUCUGAUGACCCUCAUAAGUUUGCCCUUGUUCACAAGGUCUUUGGUGCUAGCAAUGUCAGCAAAAUGUUGCAGGAGCUUCCGAUUCAUCAAAGGGGAGAUGCUGUGAGCAGUUUGGUUUAUGAAGCAAAUGCAAGAGUGAGAGACCCGGUUUAUGGCUGCGUAGGGGCAAUAUCUUUCCUGCAGAACCAAGUUUCUCAGCUACAAAUGCAGCUUGCUGUGGCUCAGGCAGAGAUACUCUGCAUCCAGAUGCAGCAGGAGCCUGUAGCCUUACCCAACCAGAUAGAUCAUCAACAUAAUCAUCAUCAUCAAGAUCAUGAUCAUGAUCAGAAGUCCCUUCUUUUAUCCAACAGUGACUUCAAUAACAUUCCACAUCAAUACUUCAGCAGCUUUGCUUCUUCUAGCAAUGUAAUCCAAGACCCUCUUAAAAGAGAGUCUCUCUGGACUUGAUUUGCUUAAUUAGCUAUCAUCAUCAUCAUCAUCAUUAAUCAAAGUACUGUCAAUCCAUCUUUCCAAUACAAUUUCCUUUAUCUUUGUUUGAUCAUAAUUAUUUAGUCUAUUUCUGUGUGAUUCCCAUGUGCACGUAUGUGUGUGCGUGUGUGAGAGAGAGAGAGAGAAGAGAAUGAUAUCUGGAAUUCUGGGUCAACCCCUGCAUGUGGGAGAUGGAGUAAAGUAGGGGUUUAAAAAGGCUUCUUUUUCUUACCAUAGACGUCAGCUUGUAAAUCUAUCCCAGUAGCCCUAUUUGACUA